Molecule: messenger RNA, 3651 nt
Organism: Diabrotica virgifera virgifera (western corn rootworm)
Lineage: Eukaryota; Metazoa; Arthropoda; Insecta; Coleoptera; Chrysomelidae
Exons: 8
Coding region: 79-3636 (1185 amino acids)
Source: RefSeq, a predicted model, not a curated record
UUGAAUUUUGUUUGAUUUUGUCUUUGUUUUGUUUUUUAAAAAUUGAGCUAAGACAGAGUUUUACCAUUACAUAUUGAAAUGGAACAACAUACAAAAAGACUUAGAAAAUGUUGCGUUCCUGGUUGUAAUGACGCCACAAGCAAUCGAUUACGUUUUCCAAAUCCCAAUAAUGAUAAGGAUAUGUUUUUGGAAUGGUUAAAAAUUAUCAAGAGGAAUCGAUUAAGUAAGUAUACACCACUUCGUGUUUACAAGAAUUUUCGUAUUUGUUCUAGGCAUUUUAAAGAAGAAGAUAGGGUACCAGACGUGAAAUCUGGAAGGAGAGGAAUUAUCAGAGGGGCCAUCCCGCGCUUAUUUUUACCGCCAAAAGAUUAUCAGGAUGAAGAAGAUUAUUUAGCUUAUGCCAGGCCUUCUACUACCCAGCUAGACGUAUCUAAUAAUAUGGAGCAAGACAGAAAUGCCAGUCCUUCUACUUCCCAGCAAGACAUAAUGGAAACAGAUAUUGAGGAAACUCCAGCUAAAAGGAGGUUUAUUGACAUUGAGCAUGAUUAUGCCAAGUCUUCUACUUCCCAGCAAGACUUAUCUAAAAAUAUGGAGCAAGACAGAAAUGCCAGGCCUUCUACUUCCCAGCAAGACUUAUCUGACAAUGUGGAGCAAGACAGAAAUACUGGUGGCAAAGAGCAAGGCAGAAAGGCAAGGAGAAGCAUUUUAAAAAGUAUACAAAUUUCAAGGAAGCAGUACGUAACACCAAAGAAAAGGAAACUGUAUACAAAAAUUGUUGCAUCAAGUAAUAGAAUUCAUAAGUUGGCAUAUAGAUUAUCAAGUUACCAAGAAAAAUUACAGGCUGCUAAACGUUUAUCAGAAACAGUACCAUUUAGAAAAUUGGCUGAGAAGGUUAAUCCAUUAACAUAUACAUUUAUUUUGUCUCAAAUUCGUACCCAACAACAAAAACUGAAGGGAAGAAAAUUUACCAUAGAUGAGAAGGUUCUGGCUCUAACACUAUUUAAAGGAAGUGGAAAAGGGUACAAACUGCUGUCAAAAAAUUUUUCCUUGCCAUCUAAAAGAACGUUGUCAAAUUUAUUGAAUAAGAUUAAAUUAAAUCCUGGAAUUAAUGAGAUCAUGUUUAAGAUGUUACAAAAGAGUGUCCACAAAAUGACGCCAAGGGACCGGCACUGUGUAUUAAUGUUUGAUGAAAUGUUUUUGUCAACACGUCUACAAUACAACCAAAAAGAAGAUAAGAUAGAGGGGUUAUUAUCCGGUCAAGUUAGCAUCAAAAAUAGGGAUAUGGUGAUCGAGCAGUCAAUGAUGAAAGCUAUGAAGACAGAUGGGGGUAUUGCUCGAGGGAGAAGUACAAAAGACAGUGUAAUAAGUAAAUGGGUUUAUGGUAUGCAUGCAAUGAAUACUGUUUGUGAAGGAUUGGAAGAUCUCGCUAAUGUUAGAAUGGAUACAACGGAUCAGCAUGUAGAUGCAAGUGAUUCAAGAGUUAAGAAAGAUUCAAAAGACUUACAAAACCUUCUGCAGUGGUUUUCAUUGCAUGAUCCGUUUCCGGAAGUUAAAAAAAUUGUAUCUAUUGCUAAUGGAGUCGUUGGUGAUGAUAAAAUUAACUGUCACAAAGCUCGUGAAGUUGGAAUUGCCGCCAUGUCCAAAAUGACAGGAAUGACAUUUAAUAACAUAAAAUUAAAACGCGCUGAUAAAGUAGUACCUCUCUUAGCUAUGAGUAGCACCGUAAAAGUUCACGAUCAGAAAGUUCCUGUCGACCCUGUAUUAUUAUUUCAACGCAUGAGUAUUACUAGCGCUUUCGAAGAUGAAAUUGAGAAAUAUUUCGAAUAUGAAUUGGCUCCGUAUCCGUUGUCACUGUUCGAUGAUUCUGGAAUGCGUAAAUCACAAAAGUCAGCUAUUUACGAUUGUUUUGAAACAAGUGACUGUGCUUUUGAUGGCUAUGCUGAUUCUACAAAAAAUAUUAAAGCUGCAGAACAACGUCGUCGAGCUACAACAACAUCUUCAUCUUCGAACGUCAUUUUUGAUGAAUUUAUGACAGUUACCACAAGCCAACAGAAAUUUCUCGCAAAUACACACAACAAGUCUCGGUUUAUUUCAAUGUUGAAAGAAAAAUUUACGUCUGAGAAUAUCUCUGUAAAGCAAGCUGAUAAUGAUGCUGAUGUCCUGAUAGUUGAAACAGCAAUAGAACAUUUUAACUCGACAAAUCCAACUAUUCUUGUUGGUGAAGAUGUUGAUUUGUUGGUAUUACUUACUGCUCGAACACCAACUGAAAAAAUUAUUUAUUUUUUGAAACCUGGGAAGAGUCAACAACAAUCAAAAAUAUAUUCAUCCAAGAGUUUAUCUGCUUUUUCAAAAUGCCAAAAUCAUAUCUUAUUUCUACAUGCAGUAACUGGUUGCGACACGACAUCAGCAUUUUUCAGGAGAGGUAAAAGAUCAGUUUUGAAAUUGUUUGAGAGACAGGAUUUAGUUGAUUGUGCUGAAGUUUUCAAAGAAAGUACCUCUACUCCACAAGAUGUAAUGACCAACGGAAUUCGCUUUCUUCUUUCAAUGUACGGAGCUCCAAAAAAAAUUACAUGCUUAGAUAAGUUUCGAUACUUAUCUUUUGCAAAAGAAACAUAUAAAAAGAAACAAGUACAAUUAGCUUGUCUUCCUCCAACCUCUGCUUCUGCUCAUCAACAUCUAUUUCGGGUAUAUUAUCAAGUUCAAGUAUGGCUUGGUAAUAAACUAAACCCAGAAGACUGGGGUUGGAAGUUAAUUGACAAUAUAUUGGAACCAGUUCAGACUUUACUCCCUCCUGCACCAGAAAAACUCCUCAAUUCAAUUUUUUGCAAUUGUAAAAAGGGAUGUAAUGCUAAAUGCGGCUGUAAAAAAGUUGGUUUGUUUUGUUCAUUAGCAUGUAUCAGUUGUCGAGGCCAAUCGUGCUCCAAUGUUGAAUCGCCAGUAGAAGAGGAUUCUUACGAUAUAGACGGGGAGACAUCUGAUGCAUCGCUCUUUGAACAAUUUAUUUGUACCCAGCAAGAAGAAAAAGAAGAAGAAGAGCAAGACAAAGAUUAUGGUACUGAAAGAUGCCCAAAUUUUGCCAACUAUAUAAAUGUGUUUAUGAUUAAAGGUAUUUACAGACAAUGGAAGCAGCCAAUCUGCUACACAUUUAGUGAUGGAGCUACAACAAGUAGAAAAUUAAAAAACUUGAUAAUCAAUAUAAUUGAACAACUGCAAAAUAUUGGAUUAACUGUUGUAGCCACAGUAUGUGACCAAGGAGGACCAAAUGCAGCAGCAGUCAACUUAUUAAUUCAGGAAUCCCGGACCGAAUAUUUAAGAAUAGGACAAGACUAUCGAUAUUUUGGAUUUCUUGUUAAUGGCAAAGAAAUUGUUCCUCUCUAUGAUACCCCACACCUAUUUAAAGGCUUGAGGAACAACUUAUUAAACAAGGAUCUACAUUUCGAGCUUCAUGGAAAGAAGGGUGUUGCUAAAUGGGACCAUAUAGAGCAAUUUUACCAGCUGGAUGCAUCGGAGCCCUUAAGAAUUUGCCCAAAAUUAACAGACGAACAUGUGUUGAGGAACAAAAUCAAAAAGAUGAAAGUGAAGAACUGCACGCAAGUCUUCAGUCACCAAGUUGGAAGUUUAAUGGUGAACUUGUAGAGUGGAAAGCUGAAG